Molecule: messenger RNA, 4642 nt
Organism: Globicephala melas (long-finned pilot whale)
Lineage: Eukaryota; Metazoa; Chordata; Mammalia; Artiodactyla; Delphinidae
Gene: SYT13
Product: synaptotagmin 13
Biological process (GO): cellular response to calcium ion; regulation of calcium ion-dependent exocytosis; calcium ion-regulated exocytosis of neurotransmitter
Cellular component (GO): exocytic vesicle; axon; plasma membrane
Molecular function (GO): phosphatidylserine binding; calcium ion binding; calcium-dependent phospholipid binding
Source: RefSeq, a predicted model, not a curated record
GACGUCCUCGAGCCGCCCUCUCUCCCCGCCCCCCCGGCGGCUGGAGAGCGGCUGGCGCGCCCGGAUCCCAGGCCCGGGAGGUGCGCGGCGGCGGGACCGAGCCCCGCGCGGGGAGCGGGCACCAUGGUGCUGUCGGUGCCCGUGAUCGCUCUGGGUGCCACGCUGGGCACGGCCACCAGCAUCCUCGCGCUGUGCGGGGUCACCUGCCUGUGCCGGCACAUGCACCCCAAGAAGGGGGUGCUGCAGCGGGACCUGGACCCCGAUCCGGAGAAGGCGAAGCCUGGCGUGCUCCGGUCCCAGCAGUUCAAUGUCAAAAAGUCCACAGAGCCCGUUCAGCCCCGAGCCCUCCUCAAGUUCCCAGAUAUCUACGGCCCCAGGCCGGCUGUGACGGCCCCCGAGGUCAUCAACUACGCUGACUACACGCUGAAGACCACAGCAGAGCCCGCUGCACCUGCCAGCUCCCAGGCCCCGAAUGACAGCCGCCUCAAGAGGCAGGUCACAGAGGAGCUGUUCGUCCUUCCUCAGAAUGGUGUGGUGGAGGAUGUCUGUGUCAUGGAGACUUGGAACCCAGAGAAGGCUGCCAGAUGGAACCAAGCUCCCAAACUUCACUACUGUCUGGACUACGACAGGCAAAAGGCGGAACUAUUUGUGACUCACCUGGAAGCUGUGACCAGUGACCAUGACGGAGGCUGUGACUGCUAUAUCCAGGGCAGCGUGGCCAACACGAUGGGCUCCGUGGAGGCCCAGACGGCCCUGAAGAAGCGGCAGCUGCACACCACGUGGGAGGAAGGCCUCGUGCUCCCCCUGGCAGAGGGAGAGCUCCCCACAGCGACCCUGACACUGACCCUGAGGACCUGCGACCGCUUCUCUCGCCACAGUGUGGCCGGGGAGCUGCGCCUGGGCCUGGAUGGGGUGUCAGUGCCUCUGGGGUCCGCCCAGUGGGGCGAGCUGAAGACUUCAGUUAAGGAGCCGUCUGCAGGAACGGGAGAGGUCCUUCUCUCCAUCAGCUACCUCCCGGCUGCCAACCGCCUCCUACUGGUGCUGAUUAAGGCCAAGAACCUCCAUGCUAAUCAGUCCAAGGAGCUCCUGGGGAAGGAUGUCUCUGUCAAGGUGACCUUGAAGCACCAGGCUCGGAAGCUGAAGAAGAAGCAGACGAAACGCGCCAAGCACAAGAUCAACCCCGUGUGGAACGAGAUGAUCAUGUUUGAGCUGCCGGAUGACCUGCUGCGGGCCUCCAGUGUGGAGCUGGACGUGCUGGGCCAGGGCGCCGAGGGGCAGAGCUGCCCGCUUGGGCGCUGCAGCCUGGGCCUGCACGCCUCGGGCUCCGAGCGCAGCCACUGGGAGGAGAUGCUGAAGAACCCGCGCCGGCAGAUCGCCAUGUGGCACCAGCUGCGCCCGUAGCCAGCCGCCCAGGCCGCCACCCUCCUCGGGCGCAACCCGCUCCCAGCCCCACUGUCCUCCACGACCUCCUCUUGUGCCCCCUUCGCAUUCUGACACCAGAAGACAGAUGUGUGUGUGAAGACCAGGACCCUCUUCCUCUCCCAUCACACUCCUGUUUCUUAAAAACAAGCAAGGCCGGGCAGGGCGGAGACGGGACAUUUGGGUCAGGAGGAAUGCGUUUUGCUUACCUGUGUGAUUGAAGAGACGCUUAUCGUAUACGGUCUGUGUGCAGGUUUUGCAGCGGGGGUCAGGCCAGAUGCAGGGAAUGCUUAAUCUGGGGAAUAAUGGAUGCAAGGAAUGUGGCUUUUUAAAAAUAAGUGUGUCAAAAAGGGUGACAGAAAUGAUGUAUCCUGGAUCAUCUCAUAAGAAUUAGAGAUCGUCAGGGCAGAUGGAAUCUUAGCCAGCAUGAAAUCGUGCUACCGACCCCAGGCACUAACUAACCCAGCAGUUCUCAAACCUUAGUGCGUGGAGAAUCACCAGCAGAUUCCCAGGCCCUGUUCUAGACAUUCUGAAUCCGUAAUCCUGGCUGCACCCCAGGAGGCUGCAUUUUUAACAAACACAGAGUAGUUUGCAUGCCAAGGUUGGAGCACCGCACUUGGAGAGAUCCCUUUUACAACAUCCCAGGCAGGAUUUCACAGUCCUCGUCAGGCCCCCAACACCCUGGGGCUGCCAGUGUCGAUGCUGGACAUCCUAACUGUUGGUGUAAAAUAUAGGAGCCUCCGUUUUUAAUGUCAUCAUUUGAAUUCUUAAUGUUUUCAUCUGUGCUUUUCAGAUCCUGCUCUUGGACUGAAUUUUGUGCUUUCUAUUGAAUAAUUGUAUUGUUUCAUCUCAAAAUCAAUUUAUAUUAUACUUGGGGAGACCUUCCCUGACCAGGAAUAGGUGGGAUCCCCCGUUAGUUAUUGGGUGCUGGUUGUCAUGUCCACCAGCAUCACCGAAGUGACCCUCUGAGUCAAACGCAUCCCUUCUCAGUAUACCAGCCACUUGAGAAGAAAUUCAGUUUGGGGCACAUAAUUUAGUCUGGCUCUGUGGAGGUAGAGAAGGAAAGGAGGUCUUUUGCAAAUGUGCCCCUGUCCCUCUGUUUUUAGAACCUAUCACUUUCAUUAGUAAGUAAUGAGCAGCUAGGUUUCAAAUCACUACCUGAUUAUUCCAAAUAGCCUUGCACAUCAUUAAUCAUAUUAUGAGCCUUGCUGAGUGGUUAUAAUCUUUGCCUGGGAACCAGGAUUCCUGGGUUCUGUUGUUGACCAUCCAUAAAAUAGGACUAGUGACGUGGCAGCUCUGUCUCUGUGAAUGAUGUGAUAGAUGAAAUUGUGCUUGAGAGCUAUAGGCAUCCCUGGCUAGAAACAAACUCCGAGGCUGCCAGCAGAUCAUCUUUAAGCUUCAUGUUGGCAACUGACCAUGCCCGGAAAGCGCCAGAAUCAUCCCAGGCAUUUCCAGAACCAUGGAUUCUACAUUUGGACUCUUUAAUACUGACAUCUAAACUCCUUCAGAUGUCACCCAGGCCCCUGACCUAAAAAUGAAUUCCUUUCCUUCAGUCCUUUAACAAGUCAAAUCAUUCUUGGUCUCUCCCUAAGAAUCUGAGUAGAGACAUAUCAACGUUUUGUCGUUAUUUUUCCUUUCUGGACAGAAGUAGAAAAGCAUUUAGAAAUAAUUUCCACCUAUCCCCUGAAGAAACAGAAAAAUAUCUAAUCCCUCUCAAAUGGGAAAUUCUUUCACGUAACUGGAAAUCUCUCCCAUUAAGGCUGACCACCGUCUGCCAAGUAUUUUUAGACAAGGCAUUUGUUAGUGGUUUCCUACGACAUGUUUUUGAGAACCCCCUCACCAUUCUGGUCUCCCUUUUUUGGUUGGCAUGCUGAAACAGAACAAAACAUUCCCUAUGUAAGCUGACCAGUACUCUCUUCUUGGUAAUAUCUUCUACUCCGAUCUAAAAAAGUCUGGAUUCUAGACUUAAAUUCAGGAGACACGGGUUCUACUUCCUUAUAAGUCCAUUCACCUGCCUUACAGUCACACCAAAGGAUGUUUGAGGUGAGUUAAUGGGGCCCCUAAUCCCAGAAUACCAACUCCACCCACAGUCAUUCUAUCAUGAGGCAUUCAUUUCUUUGGAUCUCAAAGGUUUAGUGAUGGGAGUCAAAUGUCACUGCUUAACAUGUUAGGUGUCAGCCAUCACCUCACUUAACAAGGUUGUAUAGAAAUGAGACAGAUUUUGCAGGGGUUUUGCCUGUUGUGUUCACUGGUAUAUUCCAAAUGCCUAGAAUAGAACUGGCUCAUGCACCCUCAAUAAAUAUUUGUUGAAUGAAUUGAUGAAUGAAGACUGGAUAGGGGAGUAGGCAGGAAAAGACACAUUUUUAUGUAAACGGCAUAAAAAUCAGAGUCCUAGCUGAGUUCUCAAUGGUAAAGUCAUCAGACACCUCAGCAGUUGGCCUAGAAAUUCAUGACAUUGAGUAUUACCGUUCACCUAAUGACAAUUUAUAGCUCACUAUGUAAAUGUAAUUAACGAUAGACGAGAUUAUAAAAGCCGUGCUUUUCCACCAAAACUCCAGCUCAGUGAAUUUUAAAUUACCCAGAGAUAUCAGACUGCCGGAUGAAAAAACUUCACUAAUCUUUGCAUCAGCUUACCUUGUACCAGAUACACUUGCAAUUUACUACCACGUUAGAGUAAUCGAGUCUGUGUGAAUGCAUCUGGUGGUUUUUUUUUUUUGAAAGGAACACCUUGUCCUUUGCCAGGAAGCAUUUUCUAAGAAGUGCAUGAAUCAGAGGUGAAUUGGGAGUCGAAUCUCAUUAACCUGCAACUCACUCCUUGCCUCAAAUCAGUAUAUAUUUGUUGAGUGCCUAUUGAUCAAGACCUUGCACACAUCUGUCCAAUCUGAGAUGUGACUCUUGGUGUGGAUUAAAUGGCAAAUCACCCCAAGCAAAGCUACGUAGAGAGAACAAUUUGGGAGAGCAGUUCUUCAGGGGCAAUUCCUUUGGGAUGUAAAGGACUCCUGGGCAGCUUAAGUCAAAUGGAGGUGAGGACCACCAAAAGAGAGACCUAGUCCUUGGGAUUUGUUUUUGCUGCCCGUGUUCCUGUUGUCAAUUCUAAGUGUGUGUCUGUUUUGUAAUCAUGAACCGAAGCACAAAAAGACGCAUGAGAUGUUGUAGUCACAUGUCUGGUGUCACACUUUGGAGCAAAAAUCUUGCAGUGGUAAAUAAAUAAUUUCCAACAGGG